AGAGCGAGCGCGAAGGUCCCGGAUUCUGAACCCUCCCCUUAUUGCCGCUCAGUCGGUCGGUCAGUCAGUCUGCGAGAGCCCGGCGGAGAGUGUAGAGCUUCAGGAGAACCCAACUUAAUAAUUUAAAUAAAACACUCCCUGUACGAAACCACAGACAUGGCAUCCGGAGUCACCGUCACAGACAACGUCAUCCAGGUCUUCAACGACAUGAAGGUGCGCAAGUCCCAGACGCAAGACGAGAUCAAGAAGAGGAAGAAGGCGGUGCUGUUCUGCCUGAGCGACGACAAGAAGAACAUCAUCCUGGAGGAAGGGAAGGAGAUCCUGGUGGGAGACGUGGGGGAGAGCGUGGACGACCCCUACCUGACCUUCGUCAAGAUGCUGCCCGACAACGACUGCCGCUACGCGCUCUACGACGCCACGUACGAGACCAAGGAGACCAAGAAGGAGGACCUGGUCUUCAUCUUCUGGGCCCCAGAAAACGCCCCCCUGAAGAGUAAAAUGAUCUACGCCAGCUCGAAGGAUGCCAUUAAAAAGAAAUUCACAGGUAUUAAACACGAGUGGCAGGUGAACGGUCUGGAUGAGAUCCGAGACAGGGCGACCCUGGCAGAGAAGCUGGGUGGUAGCACUGUGGUAACCUUGGAGGGGUCCCCUGUGUGAGAUCGCCUCUGCCAGAGUGCAAGUGCUACUGGAGCCCCCCCUGGGCACUCAUUGUCCUGUGCUGUUAGUCUGAGGGGUUGCGGGGGGGGGGGGGGG
Messenger RNA from Acipenser ruthenus (sterlet), 753 nucleotides. Its product is annotated as cofilin-2-like. Gene Ontology annotation, biological process: actin filament fragmentation; actin filament severing; cell motility. The transcript is spliced from 4 exons. Gene Ontology annotation, cellular component: cytoplasm; actin cytoskeleton; actin cortical patch. Bases 157 to 657 code for a protein of 166 amino acids. Gene Ontology annotation, molecular function: actin filament binding. The record is from RefSeq and is a predicted model, not a curated record. Lineage: Eukaryota; Metazoa; Chordata; Actinopteri; Acipenseriformes; Acipenseridae.